UUCAACAUAUCAUUCAGAAGUGUUGCUUCAAAUCGACACAGACAUAAACAGAGACAGACCAGUAAGACAGAUACCUUCAGAAUCUCAGCUGCAUCAUGAAGGAAAACUUUGAGCCCACAGUGAAAUUAAAGCUGGUGAAUGUAACCAGCUCCACGGCACGACCCCAGGGCAAACCAAAGCAGAGAGAACAGUGGGCCAGUAAGGUGGAGUUUUUUCUGGCUGUUGCAGGACAUAUCAUUGGUCUGGGAAAUGUGUGGAGGUUUCCUUAUCUGUGUUACAAAAAUGGAGGGGGAGCUUUCUUUGUGCCAUACAUACUGUUCCUAUUUUCCUGUGGCAUACCUCUCUUCUUCUUGGAAACAUCAUUGGGCCAGUACACUAGCCAGGGUGGCAUCACAUGCUGGAGGAAAAUUUGCCCUCUAUUUGAAGGACUGGGCUAUGGUAGCCAGAUUGUGAUCCUGUACACUGGAGUUUAUUACAUCAUUAUUCUGGCCUGGGCAUUUCUCUACCUGUUCUUCUCAUUCAGCUCAGAGCUCCCAUGGGCUAACUGCAAGAAUAGCUGGAAUACAGAGUCCUGCGUGGAAUUCAGCAAGAACAACAUGACUGAUAAUAUUACAGACAAAAUUACAUCCCCAGUUGUGGAAUUCUGGGAGAAAAGGAUUCUGGGUUUGUCUGGUGGCAUAGAAGAAAUGGGUAAUGUGAGGUGGGAGCUGGCUCUGUGUCUCCUGUUGGCCUGGACCAUUUGCUACUUCUGUGUGUUUAAUGGUGUGAAGUCUACAGGCAAGGUGGUCUAUUUCACUGCUACCUUUCCUUACUUGAUGUUGAUGGUGCUCCUGGUGCGUGGACUGACGCUGCCUGGAGCAAUUAGCGGAAUCACAUUUUAUCUCUACCCAGAUCCUUCUCGCCUCACAGACCCACAGGUAUGGAUGGAUGCAGGUAGCCAGAUAUUUUACUCCUAUGGAGUUUGUACAGGGACUCUGACAGCUUUAGGAAGCUAUAAUAAAUAUGACAACAACUGUUACAGAGACUGCAUGUACUUGUGCUUGUUAAACAGUAUGACUAGCUUUGUGGCUGGAUUUGCUAUUUUUUCUGUGUUGGGCUUCAUGGCUGAUGAACAGGGAAUGGACAUUUCAAUGGUGGCAGAGUCAGGCCCUGGCCUGGCAUUUAUUGCUUACCCACGUGCAGUGGCCUUAAUGCCUUUCCCUCAGUUAUGGGCAGUUUUCUUCUUCAUUAUGAUCCUUUUCCUUGGACUAGAUAGUGAGUUUGUAUAUCAUGAAGCCAUGGUAACAGCAAUCUCAGAUAUGUACCCCUUGUUCUUCCAAAAUGGACACCGACGUAAAAUCCUACUUCUCCUAAUCUGUAUAGUCAGCUUCCUUGUUGGUCUGAUGAUGGUAACAGAGGGCGGACUGUAUGUCUUCUUGUUAUUUGAUUAUUAUGCUUGCAGUGGAAUGACUUUGCUGGCCUUUGCCAUUCUUCAGUCCAUCUGUGUUGGAUGGGUUUAUGGUGCAGACCGUCUGUAUGACAACAUUGAAGACAUGAUUGGUUUUCGUCCUUGGCCCCAUAUGAAGUUCUGCUGGAAAUAUGUGACCCCUGUUAUUUGCAUAGGGACAUUUGUCUUCUCCUUGGUUAAAUACACUCCUCUGAAGUUGAAUAACCUAUAUGAGUACCCCUGGUGGGGUUACGCUCUCGGGGGAUUCUUCACACUCUCCUCUACCAUGUUGGUCCCUUUAUGGAUGGUAUAUGCAUUUUGCAAGACCCCUGGCUCAAUAAGUCAGAGAAUGAAAACCCUGUGUACUCCUGCUGAAGAUCUGCCUAAUCCUAAAUCACCCAAAGGUGUUCUCACCUUUUGCACUUUUGAGACCUUUACAGAUCUUCAGACUUUGCGUCAACACUCUCCAGUAAAUGUAUGACCUAUCUGCAUUAUAAAAAUACACACACACACGCACACACACACACACACACACACACACACACACACACACACACACACACACACACACACACACACACACACACACACACUUGCACAGGCUGCCUAUAAGAGAUCAUGGCUAUUAUCAUUAUCAUUAUUGCCAUGAUCAUAACCAUUAUUCAUUCCAUAGUUGAGCAUUUAUUUAUGUACUUAUAUUCAAACUGUUUCUCUUGUAGACUAUUUAACUAAUAUAUUGGUAUAAAUAAUCUAUGUGAACCGAAGAGUAGAAAUAUACUGUGUUGUGAAAAAGUAUUUCCCUGAUAUCUUCUGUUUUUGUGUAUACCUCAUACUAAAUAGUUUUAGCUCUUCAAACAAAAUACAACACAAAACAAAGGCAACCUGGGUAAACACACAAUACAGGUAUUUUUAAAAUGAAAAUUGAAAAAAAAAAAAAGAGAAGUUACCCAACACCUAUCACCCAUGUGAAAAACUAAUUGCCUAUUCAAACCUAAAAUCUGGUUGUGCCACCUUUAGCAGCAAUAACUGUAACCAAACAAUUCUGAUAACUGUAGCUCCACCUUUCAAGGCACUGUGGUGAAAUUUUGGCCCACUCUUCUUUGCAGAUUUGCUUUAGAUUUUUGAGCAUGCACUGAGUGUUUAAGGCCAUGCCACAGCAUCUCAAUUGGCUCAAGUCAGGACCUUGACUAGGCAACUCCAAAACUUUUUGAACUUUAAACCAGUUGCGUUUGAGUUUUGAACUGAAGACCGAAUAUUAUCCUUUAGGAUUUUCUGGCAGAGAGCAGGAUUCAUGUUUCUCCCAAUUAUUGCAAGUUGCCGAGGCACUGAAGCAGCAAAGCAUCCCCACACCAUCACACUUCCACCACCAUGCUUGACCAUAGGUAUGAUGAUCUUUUUGUGGAAUUCUGUGUUUGGUUUAUGCCAGAUGACAGGACCCCUGUCUUCCAAACAGUUCUACUUUCAACUCAUCAAUCCACAGAACAUUCUCCCAAAAGGUUUGAGGAUCAUCAAGGUGUGUUUUGGAAAAAUUCAGAUGAGCCUUAAUGUUCUUCUGGGUUAGCAGUGGUUUUCGCCUCAUCACUCUUCCAUGAAUGCCAUUGUUGCCCAGUGUCUUUCUGAUAGUGGAGUCAUGAACAGUGACCUUUAUUGAUGCAAGAGAGGCCUGUAGUUCCAUCAAUGUUGUCCUUGGCUCUUUUGUGAAUUGCUGGAUGAGUCAUUGUUGUGCUCUUGGAGGAAUUUUGGAAGGUCGGCCACUUCUGGGAAGGUUCACUACUGUGCUGAGUUUUUCAGUUUGGAUAUACCUCACUAUGCUCCUUUGGAGUCCCAGAGCCUUUGAGAUAGCUCUGUAACCCUUCCCAGACUGAUGUAUUUCAAUUACCUUCUUCCUCAUUAUUUCUGGAAUUUCUUUCAACUUUGGCAUAGUGUGUUACUGAACAGGGUUUGCUGUAAUCAGGCCUGGUUGCAUCUAGUCCAGUAAAACCGAUUAUGAAUGCAGUUUCAUAGAUUUGGGGAAUUAGUAACUACAGGGGCAAAUACAUUGUCACACAGGCCCAGUUGGUACUGGAUAACUUUUUUGCUUUAAUAACUAACAUUAUCAUUUAAAAAGUGUAUUUUGUGUUUACUCAGGUUGCCUUUGUUUUAUCUUAGAUUUUGUUUUACUUUCUGAAACAAUUUAGUACAAGAUAUACACAAAAACAGAAAAAAAUCAAGUCACAGCACGGUAUGUUACCCAAAACUGACAUUGCAUAACAAUUAUUAUUCAAAUAAAAACUUUGUGAGAACCAUAAUUAAUCUAUUUGUUUAGUAAUUAGGAUUGCUAAGUUAAACAAUGAUUGUAUGACCUUGGUGGGACUUGGAUGGUAUUGUUGCACAAGCUGAGCUGUUUUAGAUUUGUAUGUUUGUUUGUUUUUCACUCCUAAUUUUUAUGAAAAUGUAUACAUUUGUUGUAAAUAAACAUGGUCCACAGUCAUGUUGGCACUGGAAAUCCAGCCUAUUUUCCUAUAAACCUAUUUCUAAAAGCUUGUUUCAAGACCUCUCAGGUUUACAAAUACUGCAUGUUUGCACAUGAAAAUGGAGAUAUAUUGUUCCUCAAAAAUGGACAUAUACAAAAAACAUCAUUGUAUGUCAUGAACCCACUUAUUUGCUACAUAUUAUCUGAAAUGCACUACUAUAUUUCUUACAAACUGUAUACAAUCAUUCCUUUAUGAGUUUAUCUUUAAACUUAAAUAAUUAAUAACAACUUCCGGCAGAGCUUCCAGGUCAUUUAUUGUGCCUGCCACUGUGUUUCAUUCCUGUUUUAAUGGUCCCUUGUUGACUUUGUGUAAGUAGGCACUUACAGCAGAAAGUGAGGAGUGGAUUUUUCAGCCAUAGUACAAUAAGUACAGUUGUGUGUUUGCUGAGUUGUCUGAUCUAUUUUACUUUACUAUGUCAUUAUUUGAACUAGGUCAUAUCAGCUUGCUACUAAGUUAACCAGCUGGCAUGCCAAUUAUCUAGCAGAACCAAGUAUUAUACCUAGUGCAGUGCAAUAAUUUCACUUCUGUCAGGGGAAAUAGUUCCAUCUAAUGGACAAAUUAUAUUAUUGUAAGUUUCACAAAGUUUAUUUUUAAGAAAGAUUUGCCUUUAAUACAUAAAUGUGAAGUGUAAAAUCUGUGCAAUG
Ictalurus punctatus (channel catfish) is the source of this 4583-nucleotide messenger RNA. Its product is annotated as sodium- and chloride-dependent GABA transporter 2. Gene Ontology annotation, cellular component: membrane. The record is from RefSeq and is a predicted model, not a curated record. Lineage: Eukaryota; Metazoa; Chordata; Actinopteri; Siluriformes; Ictaluridae. Bases 96 to 1907 code for a protein of 603 amino acids. The transcript has 15 exons. Gene Ontology annotation, biological process: sodium ion transmembrane transport.